Messenger RNA from Zymoseptoria tritici IPO323, 150 nucleotides. RefSeq lists its product as uncharacterized. Gene Ontology annotation, biological process: regulation of transcription by RNA polymerase II. The annotation marks the transcript as partial. NCBI's taxonomy places the organism in Eukaryota, Fungi, Ascomycota, Dothideomycetes, Mycosphaerellales, Mycosphaerellaceae. Gene Ontology annotation, molecular function: DNA-binding transcription factor activity, RNA polymerase II-specific; RNA polymerase II cis-regulatory region sequence-specific DNA binding. The record is from RefSeq and is a predicted model, not a curated record. The transcript has a single exon. Gene Ontology annotation, cellular component: chromatin.
UGUGAAUACUGUGGAGUAGAGUACGCAAAGAAAGAACACUACGAGCGUCAUGUACGUACGCAUACACGUGAGAAACCGUUCGAUUGUGCGCGGUGCUCAUCCAAGUUCUCACGCAACGACACUCUUCAGCGGCACAUCCGCAAGUGCCAU